UAUAUCGCCACUCAUUCACCGCAUCGAGGUCAAAAUCCUGGAAUUGCCUCCCUAAGGGUAUUGUGUGCCAACCUAAGGCGUAUGGACCGCAGCGAUUCAAGAAGGCGCCUCAAUGUUAACAAGGAAUGGGCAAUAAAUGCUGGCGAGCCAGCGGCGCCCACAUCCACGAAUGAUUUUUUUUAAAAAUCAGUUUUGACGAUUUGGAACACAAGCAAACAAGCACAACAUGAGUGCCCCAGCUCCCGACCACGAAAGUGCAGCGCCCGCUCCCCGCAAUAUGCCCGUGCCAGUCACUGAGCUGCAAAUCAGAUACACCAAGAUCUUUAUCAACAACGAGUGGUACAACUCCAGCAGUGGCAAGAAAUUUGCAACCUGUAACCCUGCCACAGGAGAGAAGAUCUGCGACGUGGAAGAAGGCGACAAAGUGGAUGUUGACAAAGCAGUAAAAGCAGCUCGGGAAGCUUUUCAGAUUGGAUCAACAUGGCGCAGGAUGGAUGCUUCUGGAAGAGGGAGGCUUUUACAUAACCUUGCUGAUUUGAUGGAACGGGAUCGUGUUAUAUUAAGCACAAUAGAAUCUAUUGACUCUGGAAAACUCUUCCUGCAUGCGUACUUUGUUGACCUAGAUGGCUCAAUUAAAACAUUGCGUUACUAUGCUGGCUGGGCUGACAAAAUCCAAGGACGCACCAUCCCUGUGGAUGGAGAUUAUCUCACAUUUACAAGACAUGAACCAAUUGGUGUAUGUGGACAAAUUAUACCUUGGAACUUCCCACUUCUGAUGUUUACUUGGAAACUUGCUCCUGCACUUUGCUGUGGCAACACAGUAGUUAUUAAACCAGCAGAGCAAACCCCACUCACUGCACUCUACAUGGGAGCUUUAAUCAAAGAGGCAGGAUUUCCUCCUGGAGUGGUGAAUAUUGUACCAGGAUAUGGAUGUACUGCAGGAGCAACAAUAACAAGUCAUAUGGACAUAGAUAAAGUAGCCUUCACUGGUUCUACUGAGGUUGGUAAACUAAUACAAGAAGCAGCAGGCAAGAGUAAUCUCAAGAGAGUAACACUGGAACUUGGAGGGAAGAAUCCAAACAUCAUAUUUGCUGAUGCAGACUUGGACUUUGCUGUAGAGCAAGCUCAUAAUGGCCUCUUCUUCCAUCAAGGACAGUGCUGUUUAGCAGGAUCCAGAAUAUUUGUGGAAGAACCUGUCUACAAAGAAUUUGUCUGCAAGAGCAUUUCGCUAGCACAGAAGCGUGUUAUUGGAAAUCCCCUACAUGCAGCAGUCACCCACGGGCCACAGAUUGACAAAGAGCAGUAUGAUAAAAUUCUCAGUUUAAUUGAGAGUGGGAAGAAAGAAGGAGCCAAGCUGGAAUGUGGAGGUUUGCCAUGGGGAGAUAAAGGCUUCUUCAUACAGCCAACAGUCUUCUCAGAGGUUACAGAUGACAUGCGGAUAGCCAAAGAGGAGAUCUUUGGGCCAGUGCAACAAAUUAUCAAAUUUAAAACAAUAGAUGAAGUUAUCAAAAGAGCCAACAACACCCACUAUGGUUUGGUUGCUGCUGUUUUCACCAAAGAUAUUAAUAAAGCAUUUACUGUUGCUUCAGCUCUUCAAGCUGGGACUGUGUGGGUCAAUUGUUACAAUGCCAUGCACGUUCAGAGUCCUUUUGGGGGAUUUAAAAUGUCUGGAAAUGGUAGAGAAAUGGGAGAAUAUGGUCUCCAGGAGUACACCGAGAUUAAGACCAUCACCAUCAAAAUUCCACAGAAGAAUUGCUAAAAUAUUCUAAAUUAAAAUGUUUUAUGCCUGAAGAAAUCGAAAAAUCUAAAAGCCUCACCUUGUUGGGAUGUACUCAAAGUCGAACGUAAUGUGUCUGUUUCACCCGUGUAGUUUAUCAGUUAUGAAGGCCUAUAUUUUGCUCCAGAAAGUAUAAAUAAUGUAUCAAAACUGUAUGUACCUCUUUGUGUUACACAGCA
Molecule: messenger RNA, 1956 nt
Organism: Hemiscyllium ocellatum (epaulette shark)
Lineage: Eukaryota; Metazoa; Chordata; Chondrichthyes; Orectolobiformes; Hemiscylliidae
Product: aldehyde dehydrogenase 1A1-like
Exons: 14
Coding region: 227-1759 (510 amino acids)
Molecular function (GO): benzaldehyde dehydrogenase (NAD+) activity
Source: RefSeq, a predicted model, not a curated record